GUGAAAAAAAUGAUGGUGAAGCAUUGAGCUGAUGUGAGAACAACAGAGGGCACCAGAGACUCCACCGUCCCAAAAAGCAGGUGAUAAAUGAACCACUUCUGGAGAAGAGGAGUUCAUUGCUGUGUUACAGCGCUCCUGAGCUGUUGACAGCAGCUCCCGAGCGGCUGUGCCCCUGCUCCGACACCCACGGCCCCAACAGAUGUCAUCCCCUGCUAGGACGCCCAUGCCUGUGCUGCAACCUUUCUGAGGACUAAACCCACCUGACAGCCCCAGAAGAAGCAGAGACGGCCCAACAUGCAGAACUGCACUGAAGAUAACACGCUGCAGAACGGCAUUCUGCUAUUUCAACUUAUCGUCUACAUCCCAAUGCUCUCUUUGGGGAUGCCCCUGACCAUGAUUGCCUUCUGGGUCUUCUGCUGCAAACUCAAGAGGUGGACCGAGACCAGGGUCUAUAUGAUCAACCUCAUGGUUGCGGACAGUUUCCUGCUCUUUGCCCUGCCUUUUGUGACAUAUUUUACCAAGCACAAGCAUCCCACAGGCAACCUGUGUGCCACCAUAGAGGACAUCUAUUUUAUAAACAUGCCUAUGAGCAUCCUGAUCAUCACCCUGAUUGCAAUUGAUCGAUACAUUGCAAUCAAGUUCCCUCUAAAAGCAAAGAUGCUUCGAUCCCCACUAAAAUCGGCUUCUAUCUGUGUGUUUCUUUGGAUAACGCUGAUAAUUUAUUCCUACUGGCAUCGAAACUUCUAUCAAAGAAAGAAAACAGUCUGCUUUCAGAAAGAAUCCACUCAACCUAAUUAUUCAUUGUUAUUCUCCCUUAUCUUUGGGUUUUUUAUUCCCUUAGGGAUUGUGAUUUUUUGCUCAGUACAAGUCAUCAAAUGUCUCAAAAAGAAGACGGCCACAUGCCCUUGUGAGACAAAGUUAAUCCAGAAAGCAAUCCACGUUAUUUCUGUGAAUUUGUGUGUAUUCAUUGUGUGUUUUUCACCUCUCUACAUCUCACUGCUCUUGCGGUUCGUAGUGGAUUUUGGUGGAACUUGUUCUCUGUUAUUGAAAGUUAGAGCCUCUAUUAAGAUCUGUGCAUGCUUAGCAAAUUCUAACUGCUGUUUGGAUGCAUUUUGCUAUUACUUUGCAGCCAAGGAAUUUCCGGAAUUUCCUUCUGUGUUCCCCACCUGUAUAUCAAUGAGGUUCAAGAUGAACCAAAGCCAAGAGUCACAGCCACCCACAGAUCAAGUCAUCACAUAAACAAGGUGUGGUGCAUUAUAGGUAUUAAGAGCCAGAGUGCUGCUGAAGUUUCGAGGACCACCUACAGCAUUUGCAAUCAUUGUAGGUAUAGGCACACCCACAAAAAGGGGCAACCCCCUCCCAGGGGUCUGAUAUUAACUUGAAUUUUGUCCUUCUGCCCUCAGUGACUUGACUCUACCUCUGACUAUUGUCUGGGAUCGCUGUAUUGCAGCUUCAGGCAUCUCCUAGUCAUGGAGAAUAGAUUAUAAAGGCCAUUGUUUCUGCCAUGUGUGUAUUUGUACACGUCAUACAGCUAAACGUAGGAGACUGAGCACCCUUACAGUAAUACACAAAUCCACUUCUGGCACUGUAAUAUAUACGGACCCUUAAAAACAAGAAAAAGCCCCUAUACUACAAUGCCAGACCUAAUACAUCUGUGCUGCUCACAUCAAAGAAUUUGCUCUUACAGUGGUAGUUUCCUACCAGCCUAUAUAAUUUUGAAGCUUGCAGCUAUCACCAGGAUGCAGUUAUUGCUGUGCAUGGAGUAAACUGCAGAAGUCAGAGAGUGGCCUGAGAUUAUUUCCCUGUUCCUGCCAUAUAACACUUGUAUUAGCUUGUUGCAGCGCCCUGGCAUUUGUGAGACUAAAAUCAUUGUGGGUAUAAAUAAAGUCAUUAUUGCAUGGAAAAACUGAGCUAUGUAAAGCGUUGCGGACCACAGAACAGACCCUUAGCAUUGUGCAUAUCAAGUAUAAAGCUGUGAAGAUCUGACCUCACACAAGUGACUACCAUAAGCCCUGGUGACAGGUUUGUUGUACUUUAAUGGUACCACAUCUUCAAUGGGUGUCCUGUCUGAUGAGAGGUAAUUGCAUCUGCCCCAGUUGUCACAGCCUCACGCUACAGCAGUGGUGAUGUGCAGAAAGCAGCAGUGAGCAACGCGAAGCAGAUGCAGCCCUGAUCCCUCCCUCACCAUCCAUGAACAGUUUUCAGGGGAGGUUCGUUGAAACUGGGGUGUAUAAGGCCCCUUCUGCAGAGACAGGGCAGGCCCACCACUGAUGGCUUCUCGGCAUUGCCCUGUGUGAUGAAGCAUUGCUUUUGCUCUGGAUUUGGGUUUUUUUCCUCUGGCAGCUGCUUGGACAGUACACAGUGGGGGUUCAACAGCUCUCCUGCACCUCAUUUUGAGACAUUUAACUCUUUCCAUGCAUUAUACAGACAGCCUUGAUCUAUCCUAGCUGCAUCCCAGACCAGACAUCAGUUUUAAUGUCUGGCUUUCCAGGUACCAAAUUCCUCUAUAAUAUCUGUGCUUGCUGACUUUGCACCACGUAUCCUCCCACCCCACAGGGAAAUGACAACAGAGCAGCACAAAACAGUUAAGCCACAAAGGGAGGUCUUGGGGCACCAGAAGGAAGCAACCCAUACAGAAACCUGGGCUGAGAGGGGAGCCAAUGCCAGGGUGUGACUACUUUGUGUUUAUCUGCGUAGAUAUUUAAUCUAACAAUUUACCACGUAGUCACUCCAAUAACUUAAAGUCAGCGUGGGAAACAUUCUAGAGUUUUUGAAAUGCAUGCGAUAGCUGUAUGUUGGCUUCAUGGUCCUUGACUUUCAGUGUCCUCUGACUUGUAAACCCCUAAAAAAUUCCUCCGGGGAAUGCAAACCCAUACUCUGCUCAUUUAAACCUACAGACAAUUAACUUUCUUAGUGAUGACUUAUGAAUAGAUUCCCUACAAGUGGCCUGUCACCCCUUGGUGCCUGCAGACCACAUGCUGACACCAUUGUCUAGCCAUGGGCCAAACAACACGGGAAACAACUAUUCCUGUCACAGAAAGCACUCCCCGUUCAAAUGUUAUAUCUACCUGCUUUCUGUCAAUAUUCUGGCAGAGGUCCCAGCAUGAUGGAAGCUGCAGUGAACAACUGCGGCACAAAAAUGGAUGAAACUGCUCAGGUCAUUCAGUUGAUCGUUUAUGUCCCCAUUCUCUUCUUUGGUGUACUAUUUAAUGCUCUGGCAUUACUGGUAUUUCAGUGCAAGCAGAACAAAAGGGCUGUGUGCCUAUGGGACCAACUUGAUCACUGCACACUGUUUGGCCUUUGUUCUACCUUUUAAAGUCUGUUUUCAAAGACAGGAAAAGAUACAAGAGACAAACUGUGUCUAGUUCUGGGCUCCCCGGUUCAAGAAGGACAGGGAACUGCUGGAGAGGGUACAGCAAAGGGCUACCAAGAUGAUUAGGGGACUGGAACACCUCUCUUAUGAAGAAAGGCUGAGGGAUUUGGGUCUCUUCAGUCUGGAAAAAAGACGGCUGAGGGGGGACCUUAUCGACACUUCUAAAUACUUAAAGGGUGGGUGUCAGGAGGAUGGGGCCAGGCUCUUUUCAGUGGUGCCCAGGGACAGGACAAGAGAUAACAGGCACAAACUUGAGCGUAGGAAGUUCCAUCUCAACAUGAUGAGGAACUUCUUUCCUUUGAGGGUGGCAGAGCCCUGGCACAGGCUGCCCAGAGAGGUGGUGGAGUCUCCGUCUCUGGAGACAUUCAAAAUCUGCCCGGACGUGUUCCUGUGCACCUACUCUAGGUGAUCCUGCUCUGGCAGGGGGUUGGACUAGAUGGUCUCCAGAGGUCCCUUCCAACCCCUGCCAUUCUGUGAUUCUGUGAAAUAGUGCCUGAUCUUAAAAACAUCUAUUGCUUAAGGAGACGAUGCAUGAGUGGUGUCACCCUUGCAGUUGUCAACAAAUACGCUGCAAUUAACUAUCCUCAGAGAGGAAGAGGCUUAGGGUCCCUGUUAGCCCAUUCUCCUUUGUGGUGUGCCAUCGAUCUUCAGGACAGGCAUCACUCCCGUGUCCAGGCAAGUGGUGUUCAGCAAGGGAAAAGACUAUUUUUGGAAAUAGUGCAGAGGGCCUCCAAAACCACUUCUGGCUCUGGGAUCCCCUCUGGGAUUUUGCAUCUCAUUGGUUAUAAUGAAUGCCUGUUCCAAACAGAUUAUUAUGAAAUUUUUUAGUAUUUUGAAAAAAGAUGAAGGGUGAUUCAUAUCAACCUGUUAUCCUACUGUUAAUCCAGAAAGCGAACAACUUACUUUUUUGGCAAACCCAGUCACGUUCAUGCUUUCUCCCUGUUAACAUGGGGCAGCUUGUCCAAUUUAAAAUGAGCUCCAAUUAGGUUGUCUACUCUGAAACACAAAAUAGUAAUGUUUUUGUGCACGUGGCCUCAUUUAUAGGCCUCAAAGUAUAGCAAAUACCAACUGUCGUUGAGAUGCCAUUCGUUACUGUUUUGUAACCAAAGAAUUUCUGAGCACUUUCUUCUCAGCCAAGCCUAUAGUUUUUAAAUCAAGGAAGGAUCACAGACAAGGCACUCUACUAAACUAAACAGCUGCCACAGUUUCACCCAAGCCAGCAGCAAAGCACCGCGCAGCCGCUCGCUCAUUCCCUGUCAGUGCCAAAACCAGCACAACAGCUGCACUAAAGAAUUUACAGUUGCCAUUCCUAUACAUAUCCAAGCUUAAUGCUUAUAGACCUGGAUGAAGUUAAUGUUUUUUUCUUGUAAGGAGCAAACUGAGGUCUCCUGCCAUUCAUGUUCUAAAUUUAAAAAAUAAAGGGUUCCUUUUUCGUACUGUGAAGUGGAAAUUUGUUGACUUCACAAUCCCUGUCAUCACUAAAUAAUACUUUUUGUUGUUUGUACUGAACGCAACAAAAGCAAAAAAGGAAAUAUUCUUUUGCUGUGUGAAAAUAAAGUGAAACA
This is a messenger RNA of Chroicocephalus ridibundus (black-headed gull), 4938 nucleotides long. RefSeq names its product G-protein coupled receptor 35-like. The coding region runs from base 295 to 1239 and encodes 314 amino acids. Gene Ontology annotation, biological process: phospholipase C-activating G protein-coupled receptor signaling pathway; chemokine-mediated signaling pathway; positive regulation of Rho protein signal transduction. Gene Ontology annotation, cellular component: plasma membrane. Lineage: Eukaryota; Metazoa; Chordata; Aves; Charadriiformes; Laridae. Gene Ontology annotation, molecular function: chemokine receptor activity. The record is from RefSeq and is a predicted model, not a curated record. The transcript has 2 exons.